ACCCUCUCCUCUGGCCACACAAUUCACCAUUAAUUCACAAACAAAAUGAAGCAAAAAUAUCAGAAAUUUCCUCCACUUCUUCUCUCUGCGGUGAAAUCGCCAAUAUAUAUAGGCUUGUGUAUGUAUCUCUACACAUCAUACAAAAAGAAUCAUCAAACGGAAAGAGAAAGGAACCCCGGCGUCAACCCACCGCCCGGCCACCAUCAUCAGCCGUAGAAUAUGGCCGUUGCUCUCCAGCCCUCACUUCGGUUCCAUCACAAUUCUCCAUUUUUUCCAAAAAGCCCUCAUCUUUCCCGCAAUUCGCAAAUCCGCCCCAACCCUAGUUUUGCUACUGCCAGCAUUCGAGCGAGCUCUGCUGUUGCACUUGACACCGAAUCAAGCCGUGAAGCACAAAGUACUUCGGAUGUUGAGUUGUUUGCUUGCGCAAUUUGUUACGAGCCGCUGAUACGAAAAGGCCCGUCUGGUUUCAAUUUGCAAGCAAUAUAUAGGUCUGGUUUCAAAUGUAGGAAUUGCAACAAGUCGUAUUCGAGCAAAAACCUGUAUCUUGAUCUUACGGUUACUUCUGGCACAAAGGAGUACAACGAGUUCCAACCAGCUGGCACUGAGUUAUUCAGGAGCCCAUUGGUCUCAUUUGUUUACGAGAGGGGGUGGCGCCAGAAUUUUAACAGUAGAGGGUUCCCCGGUCCAGACGAAGAGUUCAGUAUGGCGCAGGAAUACUUUAAACCAGCCGAAGGUGGGGUCCUCAUAGAUGUGAGCUGUGGCAGUGGUUUGUUUUCCAGGAAAUUUGCGAAAUCGGGGUCCUACUCGAGAGUCGUUGCACUUGAUUUUUCUGAAAAUAUGCUUCGCCAGUGUUUUGAUUUCAUUAAAAACGACGAUGCUAUCUUAAACUCUAAUCUUGCACUUGUGAGAGCCGAUGUUUCAAGACUUCCCUUUGCAUCCGGUUCCGUUGAUGCUGUUCAUGCUGGUGCAGCAUUGCAUUGUUGGCCUUCUCCUUCAAAUGCAAUUGCUGAAAUUAAUCGAAUAUUACGAAGUGGUGGCGUAUUUGUUGGAAGUACUUUCCUUCGAGUCAGUUCAUCAACUCCGACAUGGUUAAGGCCUUUAAUUAGAGAGAGGAUCACAAGCAACUACAACUAUUUAACAGAAGAGGAGAUCGAGGAAGUUUGCAAAUCUUGUGGUCUCGUUAAUUACACCAAGAUAGUUCAGCAAUCUUUUAUCAUGUUUUCUGCACAAAAACCUUGAUUUGUUUUUUUUGAUGUAUUUAUUUUACGAUAAAAACAUGCUCCACGAACUUGUUAUUAUAGAUAUAAAAAUCAUAUAUUGAAGUUGAUUUCUAUCGAGAAAAAGACACGAUUGUUUUAUAAUGAACCCCAUUUCGGACCGUUUCCUCUGAUUA
Erythranthe guttata (spotted monkey flower) is the source of this 1393-nucleotide messenger RNA. RefSeq names its product S-adenosyl-L-methionine-dependent methyltransferases superfamily protein. The record is from RefSeq and is a predicted model, not a curated record. Gene Ontology annotation, molecular function: S-adenosylmethionine-dependent methyltransferase activity. Gene Ontology annotation, cellular component: chloroplast. NCBI's taxonomy places the organism in Eukaryota, Viridiplantae, Streptophyta, Magnoliopsida, Lamiales, Phrymaceae.